UCCAACUUUAAGUUAUCAUCAACAAGCUUUUCUGGUAUUAUCUCUGAGCUAAAGCAGUCAUGGUAACGAUGCCAUUUUUAUACCCAAAGGAUCAUUAUUUGGCUGUUCCUCCUCAAGCAAACCGUGGAAUGAACUCAAGGACACUGAGAAAGCUGAAAAAAAGACCUUCUGAAUCCAUUCGGGCAAGUUCUUCUCCAUCUGAGGCUGACACAAGGCACACAAGAACAGGAGAAGGGGAGGAAAAACUAUCUGAUAUCCAGAGGACAAAAAGAAACAUUAUGGAAGAGCCUGAGAAUAUCCCUAAACCAGCUCCCCGGCGGAUCUUCCAUGAGAGACAGAGGGUGACCCGCCUGCCUUUAUACUUGGAAGGUUAUCUGUCGAUCCGGCAUCCAAGACACCAGCAGGAAUUUGAAGUGAAUUGGGCAGAGCUCAGAGGAACUACGCUCUUCUUUUACAGUGAUAAGAAAGCCCCAACAUACUCAAAGAAAUUAGAUAUAGCAUCUUUGAUCUCAGUAACCAAUACCCAUCCAGAUGAAAAUGGCUUUGCACAGUUCAUCCUGAUGCUGUUGAAUGAAGAACUAGAACUGAAGGCAGAGGACAGUGAACUUGGGAAAGAAUGGAAGGGUUUUAUUCUCACUGUAACAAAGAUGUCAGUGCCCCUGGAUGAGUCGUUAUCACCUAGUCAGCUUAUGAGAAUGCAUGAAGUGCUGGAGAAAGAAAAGAAAAGAAGGAUGGUGCUUAACGACCAUUCGAGCGCAUCUGCGGAUGAAGAAAGCUCUCCUCCCAGGAACUAUAGCAGUAUAUUGACCGCUAUGCCAGCGUGUUUCCACGCAGUAUCCCGGCAAGGAGCGAUAGAGAUGUUAGAAAAGAACCCUUCAUAUGGGAAUUUGAUCCUGCGGCCUGGCAGCAGCAGUAAGAACUUCGCAGUCACCAUUCGACAUGUGCUGGAUGCCCCAUUCAUAAAGCACUAUAGAGUAAUGACCAAAGAAAAAGGUUUUGCCAUUCAGCUGGAAAGACAGGUGACAGUGUCGACCCUUCACGACGUCAUCGAUUACUUUGUGACCCAGACCCGACGGCACUUGAAACCCUUUGUCAUACCUGCAGAUGCCUGCACUCUGCAGAGGGCUUCGGGUCUCGAAGCUGUGCCAACUCCAGUGCAGGUGCCAACAGAAACCAAAUGGGAAACUAUCCCCAAUCCAGGAGAAAGACCACUCAGGGCCCCUGUUCCUAACCACCAAGUACCACCGAGUCAGGAAUAUACUGGCCCUACAUCAAGAGCAUCCGGAGCAACAAAGGAGUCUUCCAGAACAGAAAUCAAGAAAAGAACAAGACAGAGGCAAGAGGGGCUGGAAAAGGCAUGA
Molecule: messenger RNA, 1361 nt
Organism: Nothoprocta perdicaria
Lineage: Eukaryota; Metazoa; Chordata; Aves; Tinamiformes; Tinamidae
Gene: STAP1
Product: signal transducing adaptor family member 1
Exons: 11
Coding region: 60-1361 (433 amino acids)
Biological process (GO): positive regulation of B cell receptor signaling pathway; cell surface receptor protein tyrosine kinase signaling pathway
Molecular function (GO): protein kinase binding; signaling adaptor activity
Source: RefSeq, a predicted model, not a curated record